GUCCCCGGCCGGACGGGCCGUCCGUUCCUCGUCGGCGACCGACUCGAGGUACGGCGGCGAGCGGGACGGGCGAAACCGCGGCUGGACGGGGGGCGCGGGGAGGUGCCGGGGAGCAGCGGGCGCACUACUGAGGUGGGCCCGGGACGGGCGGUCCCGGGGGAGGGGCAGUCAGCAUGGCCGCCCUGGCUGAGCAGCGUAGCGGGGGAUGCGAUCCUGGGGUGGGUGCCGCGGAGGGCAGACUCGUUUGAGAAGCUGGACAAGAUUGGGCAGGGCACGUACAGCAACGUGUACAAGGCGCGCGACCUGGAGGACGGCAGCAUUGUGGCGCUCAAGAAGGUGCGCUUUGACAAUCUGGAGGCGGAGAGCGUGCGCUUCAUGGCGCGCGAGAUCGAGGUGCUGCGGCGGCUGGACCACCCCAACAUCGUCAAGCUCAAGGGCCUCGUCACCAGCCGCGUCUCGUGCUCUCUCUACCUCGUGUUUGAGUACAUGGAGCAUGACCUCGCCGGCCUCGCCGCCUGCCCCGGGGUCACCUUCACCGACGCGCAGAUCAAGUGUUACAUGCUGCAGUUGCUCCGCGGCUUGGAGCACUGCCACAGUCGGGGCGUGCUGCACCGCGAUAUCAAGGGCAGCAACCUGCUGCUGGACAACAACGGCAUCCUCAAGAUUGCCGAUUUUGGUCUCGCCACUUUCUACCGCCCCGACGCCGCGGUGCCCCUGACCAGCCGCGUGGUGACCCUCUGGUACCGCCCCCCCGAGCUGCUGCUGGGCGCCACCGCGUACGGCGCGGCCGUCGACCUCUGGUCCACCGGCUGCAUCCUCGCGGAGCUGCUCGCGGGGAAGCCCAUCAUGCCCGGCCGCACCGAGGUUGAGCAGCUGCACAAGAUCUUCAAGCUGUGCGGCUCCCCCUCAGACGAUUACUGGCGCCGCUCGCGCCUGCCGCACGCCACCAUCUUCAAGCCGCAGCAACCAUAUAAGCGCUGUCUGCGCGAUACAUAUGCCGCCUUCCCGCCCGCCGCCCUCGCCCUGCUGGACGUCCUCCUCGCUAUUGAGCCCGGCCAGCGAGGCACCGCCACCCAGGCACUCAAGCACGAGUACUUCCACACUGAGCCGUACCCCUGCGACCCCUCUAGUCUUCCCGAGUACCCCCCCAGUAAAGAGUACGAUGCCAAGCUGCGAGAUGAGGAGGCCCGCAGGAUGCGCGCGGGCGCAGGUCGGAAUCGCAACGCUCACGAGCCCUCGCAGAGGCGGCGUGAGAGUCGGCAUGCAGCAGGCCGGCCCAACUCCGACCUGGACCCCAGCGGGCAGCUCAAGCCGGCGCCGCGCAUUGGCCUGGUGCCCAGUACGAAGGCCAAGAGUGACAAUAAGCUGAGCAUCAGCGGGGCUGACUCCUCUGGCGCCACGACUGCUGCUGGCCCGUCGGAUGCGCGCGACAGCACCCCUCCAGGGACCACCUCGCGUGCGCCUCCCUCGCGCCACGUCAGCAAGUCGGGCCCGUUAGGCCCCGUGGAUCUGCGGCUGCGCACGAGUAGCGGGCCCAUCUGGGAGCCGCGGAAUGCGAUCCGGGAGGAGGACGGGCCGGCCGCGCGCAUGGGCCCGCUGAACCCGGAGCCGCGAGCGCCGGACCGGAGGCAGCCGGUGGGGCACUCGGGGCCGAUGGGAAUCCCGCACGGGCCCAUGUGGGACACCGUCGCGAAUGCGUACUACGCGCAGCACUACAGGGACUCGCUGCGUGCUCCGGAGCGCGAUGCGUUGAAGGCCGCCGAGCGCCUUAAGGGCGCAGACCACGACCGGGCCGGUCCGCUGCCUGGACGGCCGCGGCCCAUCAAAAGUGUGCCGGACCUGCACCAGCGCGGCUUCCCCGUGGAGGCCACCCAGGUGCUCAAUCCGAACCCGGUGCGCGAUGACCGCUUUGCCAACGACCACUCGUUCACGGAGCGGCCCCACCGGCGGGCCCCCCGCGAGGAGGGCGGCGGCGGCUACUCGAGCGGCGGGCGGUCCCGCGUGCACCACCGGCCGCAGAGCGGGGAGCUGCGCAAGGAGGAGAUCCAGCAGACCAUGCUGGCGGCGCACGCGGGGCAGCAGCCGCCGCCGCCCCUGCAGCCGCCCAGCCAGGCAGGCAGCCAGGCGCUGCCGCCAGUGCCGUGGCGGUCGGGCCAGCUGACGCGGAAAGUGAGCGGCACGUUUGCGGACAAGCGGCUGUUCGAGCACAAGGGGUGGAUGCUCUCCGUGAGCACGGGGCGCAAUGGCGUGGCGGAGCACCAGCUCGUUCCCGGGGGGGCGGAGAGCCUGCAAGGGGGAGGGGGGGGGCGGGGCGGCCAAUGGGGAGAUGCCGGGGCCGAAGCGAAAAUGGAUGCCGCGGUUUUCGGAUGGGUUCGUGCAGGCGAGAGAGGGGGGACCGGAAGCAGGAGGUGA
Molecule: messenger RNA, 2412 nt
Organism: Klebsormidium nitens
Lineage: Eukaryota; Viridiplantae; Streptophyta; Klebsormidiophyceae; Klebsormidiales; Klebsormidiaceae
Source: the annotation of a GenBank genome assembly